Messenger RNA from Dermochelys coriacea (leatherback sea turtle), 2551 nucleotides. RefSeq lists its product as uncharacterized. The record is from RefSeq and is a predicted model, not a curated record. The transcript has 5 exons. Bases 40 to 792 code for a protein of 250 amino acids. NCBI's taxonomy places the organism in Eukaryota, Metazoa, Chordata, Testudines, Dermochelyidae.
UCCCACAUAAUUGCUGCCACACUUUGAGUGCAGAGAAACAUGAAGUUUCACAGGAGCUGCCAGAGCUUCUCCUCAGUCUUCCUAUUUAUUGGUAUUUCUUGGGCUCUUCUUAUUGAAGUUCCUCAGGAUUCACUCAAUGGAACUGUCGGUCAAUCUGUCCUUCUCUCUGUCACCUAUAAACUCCAGGGAUCAUUUCCCUCUCCACUGUCAAUUCAGUGGACUUUCAGCAAUACCACCAAUGUGCUUGUCACCUACACAGGGACUAACAUCUCUGUCAGUGCUGAGGGGAUUCCCACCUGCCAUUCUGGAAAUGUUUUUAUACAACCCUCAUAUCAAGGUCGUAUUAUGUUUUUUCCUGAAAAUGCUUCUCUGCUUCUUCAGAACCUGAGUCUCAUUGAUGGUGGAGUCUACACUGUCAACUUUAGACUACUGAAAAAAACUAGAGACAUUGCAUUAAUUGUAUCAGCUCCUCAUUUUAACGAUGGAAACCCAGAGUCCAGUGAACCUACAGAAGAUGACAACCUUGCCAUCCCUGGGCACCCAAUAGACUACAUUGCUGGAGGCUGCUCUACGUUACUCUUUCUUCUGCUGCUGCUGUUGUGCUGCAGGUGGCACCGGGGUGCAGCUGGAUCACAAACAACCAGAAUUAUAAAGCAAGAGCAGGUCCAGAAUCCUGAGGACUCCCUUGUGGACAGUACUCUGUAUUUAGAAGCUCAAGAACAUCCUUUGACCAGAUCAAAGCCAGAGACUGAGUAUGCAACCAUCGGCUUCUCUGUACAUAACCUAGCCUGACACUGACAGCAGCAGAUUUGGGGAGUGAGAAGUACGUGCUCUUCCAUGACUGAAACUGUGUGAUUGGAGGUUCUGUUGGAAACAAAGGAAUUGUUCCUUUUCAGAAACAUGGAAACUGGAGGCAGUAAGGAAUGACUGAGGUCCCAUGAUGUCCAGUCCCUGAAAUCACCCAGAACUGCCCAGACACUUUCACAGAUUUCCCAGGCCAAAGGAAAACGUGUUUUAAAUAUGUUGAGUUUUAAUGGACUAAAACUGAAGAGCUGUCGUGAUCUCCAGGAAGAGCUAAAUUCCCAAUUUUGAGCACAAGAAGUGUUGCAUGUUUUUGAGCUUGAUAGCUCAGGAGCUAAAGUGACUUCUGCUCCUAUACCCCUAUGCAGGCAUCAGUUCUAGCAGAGCCUGGAAUAUUCAUUAUGCAUCAAGAAUGGCAAUCAGUCCAUCCUUAUAGCAUAUUCUUUGUUCAGUGGACUGUACACCUGCCAUUGUGAAGCAUUGGUUAAAUAUAAAAGAAGGGGUUUCCUUUUUUCAGCUGAAGGGACAGCUUUUUAAGGGACAUAUCUGUAUGUUUCUUUACUGUUGCCAACUCUCAUAAUUUGAUCACAACAGUCACAACAUUUGGUGUAUAUCUUAAAGCCCUAGCUCCUGGAGUCAUGUGAAUGCAGAAGAAUCUCAGCUUUCAGUUGAAAGAAAGAAAGUUUCUAGUUCUCAGGGUUGUGGACAAAAAGUGACCUUAGUGCGACUUAAAGGAUAAAAACUCAUAAGGUCAAUAAAAAGAACUCCAAAUGUAUUAUUAUUAUUAUUUUUAAUCUCAAGAUCUCUAGCCCCUUUUAGGAUUUUUGAAUGUUUGGAGCUGGUAAUACAGUUCAAUUUUAAUCUCUUCGUGUUCUUGGGAAUGUGGAGGGGGAUAGAUGGGACAGGGCUGUCUGUGCUAGAGGAGAACAGGAAUCAAACAAGAAAAUGCAAAUUAGGCUCUUUUACAGCAAGGUGCCUUAAACAUGUACCUAACUUGAAGCAAAUGAAUAGUCUGAAGGAACUCACAUGUGAAAUUGCAGAACUACUAACUGUGGUAUGUAACCUAUCGCUUAAAUCAGUUUCUGUACCAGAUGACUGGAGGAUAGCGAAUGUGAUGACAAGUUUUUAAAAAGGGCUCCGGAGGUGAUCCUGGCAAUUACAGACUGUGAAGGAGCAGAGAGACUGCUGCCGGGCACAGCAGGGGUUAAAGAACACCUGUGGGUUCAGCUAGCCCAGCUCCGUUAUACCUGCAGCCAAUACCAGGCCUGGAGGGGGAGAAAAGAAAGUCAGGCUCAGGGGCUGACUGGCAAAGAGGCAGGAGCUCUCUGUAUGUCUGCCUGAAGUCACAGACCAGCAGCCUACCUGCCAACGCAGCCACUGGAGGCAAGUAAAUCUUCCCCUGCCAAGGGGAAUCUACAGAUAAGCCCCAACUGUGGGGCAACUGGACUAGCGGGGCCAUGCCCCAAACCAAAAGGAUUUCCAUAGGAAAAUCAGGAAAACAGACCCUGAACCACCUCCCCCACAUGGCUGGGAGAAAGAUCCAUCUCACCUAUUUAGGGGUUGAGCGACACAGGAUCCUGGGCCAGGACCUGAGAGAGAAGGAGGGGUCAAGUCCCCCUACAGCCCCCCAACCAAUGAUCUAGCCACUAGGCUCCCCAGCCACUGAUGGCCCUCUCACACAGACCAUUAAGUCUAACUUCAGUACCAGGCAAAUUGAUUGAAACUAUAAUAAAGAACUGAAUGAUCAGAC